Dimorphilus gyrociliatus is the source of this 1171-nucleotide messenger RNA. The record is from the annotation of a GenBank genome assembly. Lineage: Eukaryota; Metazoa; Annelida; Polychaeta; Dinophilidae.
UAUGAUAUAUAAGGAAGAAGAGUCAACGCAAACCAACGAUGAUGUGAUUGUAUUGUCUCAGGAAGAGAGUGAAGAGACGUCUUUCUUUAGUACAAAUGACACGCUAAUGAUUGAAAUGGACAUGAGGUUGACCAAACAACAGUGGGAACGUAUGGAAGAAAGUGGAAAGGUAAAGAAGAGAAAAGCGCUGAGAGAUGUUGCAAAAUAUUGGACAAACGGAGUUGUACCAUACGAAUUACAACCAGGAACUUUUACUUCGAGCGAUGCGGCGCAAAUUAGAGCAGCGAUUGCCGACUACCAUAGUCUAACUUGUAUAAAAUUUCGAAGAGCUAACGGCAACGAUAGACGAAAAAUAAGAAUAACAAGUGGACAAGGUUGCUGGUCUAAUAUAGGGAUGUUGAGUCGUGGUCAACAAAUUUCUCUAGCGCGAGGAUGUAGAAGGAAAUCUACUAUUCUACACGAAUUCGGUCAUGCUCUUGGUAUGUUUCAUGAACAAUCAAGACCCGAUAGAGAUUCAUAUAUUACAAUUAGAUUUGGUAAUGUUCUCAAAUCAAUGGCGUACAACUUUAACAAGCACGGUAACGAUAGAAUCAACACCUACAACGUUCCUUACGAUUAUCACUCUGUCAUGCAUUACGGCCAAACCGCCUUUUCUAUGAAUGGAAAGCCUACUAUCAUAACUAAAGAUAAAUCCAAACAAUAUCUGAUUGGAACUGCAAAGGGUCUAAGUUUUAGAGACAUUAAAGUUUUAAAUCUUAUGUAUAAAUGUGGAGCUAAAUGUAACUUGAAAGCAAAAGAUUGUCCAGGUGAAGGCUUUGUUGGUAAAAACUGCAAAUGCCUUUGUCCAGGUUCUCCAAUAAAAAUUUGUGGUGACACGUCCGUAAAGCCUGAUAAAAAAUGUAAUGACAUGCACGGAAGUUGUUCUUAUUGGGCAGCCAAAGGACAAUGUAAUAAAUAUCCCGGUUUUAUGCUUAAAAAUUGUAGGAGAUCAUGUAAAGCGUGCGAUUCAGAUGCAAGCCCUAUUCCAAUUCCAAAAUGUGUCGAUAUGAAUAAGUAUUGUCCUCAUUGGGCUAGAAAAAAAUAUUGUUUUCAUUAUCGUUACAAGAAAUACAUGAAGGCAAACUGCAAAAAAUCCUGUAGAAUGUGCGUAAGAGGUAAGUUUGAUAAAUAG